This is a messenger RNA of Penicillium bovifimosum, 1254 nucleotides long. Its product is annotated as putative chitin biosynthesis protein (Chs5). The coding region runs from base 1 to 1254 and encodes 417 amino acids. NCBI's taxonomy places the organism in Eukaryota, Fungi, Ascomycota, Eurotiomycetes, Eurotiales, Aspergillaceae. Gene Ontology annotation, cellular component: exomer complex; trans-Golgi network. Gene Ontology annotation, biological process: conjugation with cellular fusion; Golgi to plasma membrane transport. Gene Ontology annotation, molecular function: protein dimerization activity. The transcript has 2 exons. The record is from RefSeq and is a predicted model, not a curated record.
AUGUUGGUCUCCUUGACAGUUGGCAAGGUAGAUGCGGGCGUCGCAGUGCUCCUCACCCAAGACAACAGACUUAUCGAAUUCCCAUCAGUCCUCCUUCCAAACAACAUUAGCUCAGGCAGCAUUGUUGACAUUACGGUUUCGCGUAACCACGGCGCCGAAGCAGCGAGCGCAUCAGCCUUCCAAUCCCUUCAGAAGCGAAUUCUAAAUACCUACGGAGUCAAGGCCCCCUCGCCACCAGUCCUGCGCCUACGAAAUGCAACACAGACCUCACUCGUUCUCGAGUGGGACCCAAUCGACCUGGCCACCGCAUCCCUGAAAUCGCUCUCCCUCUACCGCAAUGGCUCCAAGGCCGGAUCGAUCCCCCGCCCGCUCGAGACACGCAGCACAAAAAUAAGCGGUCUCGCCAUUCACUCCGAGUAUUCCUUCCACCUGGUCUUGCGCACCACCGCCGGAACCUACCAGUCGGAGAAGCUGACGUGUCGGACUCACAAGAUGACCGACCUGUCUGGUAUCACCGUCACAACGGGCAUCCUCGAUCCGCAGCAGAAGGACGCUCUUAGUGCGGCGCUGGACCGCAUCGGAGGCAAGAUGGUUGACUCAGUCCGCAUUGAUACCACUCAUUUCGUCUGUACGGAAGGCCGGGGCCCGCUGUGGGAGAAGGCUGUGGCGAUGAACAUUCCCGUCGUGGUGCCGGAGUGGGUGAAUGCGUGCGAGAACGAGGGGACCAUUGCUGGAGUGCGUGGCUAUUAUCUCAACGCAGAUCCGAAGGCCCGUAAUCUCGGUGUCAUUCACGGCUCGUCCCACCAACGUACGACUUCGACGGUUUCUACUGCCACUACUGCCAACCAGGGAAGACCUAGCAUGCAGCCCCAACGGAGCCCGGCGCAAGAGCAGGUGCCCGAGGAGCCCCCUGCGACUCCAUUCCCUGAGGGUGAGACGAGUAGCGAACCCCAGGCGAAGGCCCAGACGCAAGAGGUUGGGUCAGGAGACGAGGAUGAACUCCCGCCUCCUCCGCCUCCGCCUAAAGACGAAGCCGAAGAUGUAAACGGGGCGUCUCAGAAUGGCGAGGCGGAUGCACCACCUGUUUCAGAUGUGAAGGAGGAAAAGCCCGUUGUCAAGGUGGAUGAGCAUAGUAAUGCAGAGACAGAGGAAGAACAAACUCUUCCACACCACAGGCCCGAGCAUGAUCACUCAGUAAGCCCCAAGAGUAAAGGCAAAGAGGGCGAGGGUGACUUCAACGAAGUGCCCCUUUGA